This is a messenger RNA of Punctularia strigosozonata HHB-11173 SS5, 2574 nucleotides long. Its product is annotated as AAA-domain-containing protein. Gene Ontology annotation, molecular function: ATP binding; ATP hydrolysis activity. NCBI's taxonomy places the organism in Eukaryota, Fungi, Basidiomycota, Agaricomycetes, Corticiales, Punctulariaceae. The record is from RefSeq and is a predicted model, not a curated record. The transcript has 16 exons. The coding region runs from base 1 to 2574 and encodes 857 amino acids. Gene Ontology annotation, cellular component: cytoplasm.
AUGGCUACCAGCACAAUACACGGACGUGCAUUCGUUGUGAAGCUCAGCGGGCCUCUGGAUGCGGACCCCCGAGCUGUGAGGAGAAUAACUGUGCACGCCGAAGUACUUAGUGCAGCGAAACUGUACGCCGGCGAUGUCGUCGCGCUUCUUGGCACCAAAAACGAGGCGCAGGAGAGCAAACCGUUUGCUGUGGGAGUAGUAUGGCCGUCCAUGGAGAUCUCUCCUACCGAAAUCGAGGCAUCUUCUACCAUGAUUCAGACAGCGAAGCUCAGCGAGAGCUCCACAGCGCGUAUUGUGCCACUCUCCGGAAAGCAAAUUCCAUACGGCCUUCCGAAUGCUCAAUCCAUACGGGAGGCGUUUUAUGUUAGCCUGAAAGAGGUUCCAUCCCCAGCAUCAGGAGGUGCGAAGGCGGACCAAGGAAGGAGACGAGAGUGGCUUGCACUAUUGUUGAGGGAACUACUCGCCCAACGACAAUCUGACUCCCGAGCAGUCGACUUGAAAUAUGUGACCACCAGUCAGGUUCUCGUCGCAACAUACGAAGGCGUUCCCCGUUCCUUCAUUAUCAGCUCGAUCUCCACCAAUCCUAGGCCUACCGGCCCGUCGAGCACUCGAACCAGGUCCGAACCUCUUGUGUCACCUAGGAUAUCCCAUCCCAUAUGGACAGUCGGAUGGGACACGACUGUCGUAAUAGAAGAUACGCCGACUCGCGCGCUGAAGGCACCAUCAUCACUCGGCACUCCAUGGCCAAUCCCUGCGCCGUUAGAAACUGCCUACAACACCGUUGGAGGGCUCGACAAGCAGAUAGCUCAGAUUAGAGAUCUGUUGGAGAUCCCUUUGACGCGUCCUGAACUCUUCAGGCAUUUUGGGCUUAAGCCACCUCGCGGCAUCUUACUACAUGGGCCUCCCGGAACGGGCAAGACCCAUCUAGCACGUGCCAUUGCUGCGUCUACCCGGUCCUCGGUGAUCAUCAUCAACGGUCCCGAACUGUCGUCGGCAUACCAUGGUGAAACGGAGGCCAGGCUUCGUGGCGUCUUCGAAGAGGCGAGGGAGCAGAGCCCUUGCAUCGUCGUUUUGGACGAGAUUGAUGCCCUCUGUCCUCGAAGGGAGGACAGUAGCGGGGGAGAGGUGGAAAAGCGCGUUGUGGCGACACUUCUGACUAUCAUGGACGGCUUCGAGGUAGAUAACGAAGGGACGGAUGCGGGAACUGUCGGAGACAACGCGACAAUGAGCAGGGUGGUCGUCGUCGCCACUACGAACAGACCUAACGCCAUUGAUCCCGCUUUACGCCGGCCUGGGCGUUUUGACCGGGAGAUUGAGAUCGGUAUACCAGACGCCACUGCCCGGCUUUCCAUCCUCAACGUUCUCCUCUCCCGCACACCUCAUUCCAUCUCGCAGACGGACCUGAAAUCCGUAGCAGCGCGCGCGCAUGGGUAUGUCGGCGCGGACCUCGCCGCGGUCGUACGAGAGGCAGGUACACGCGCCAUCAAACGAUGGCUAUCAUCUCAGCCGUCAUCGAACUAUCCCCUUCGGCCACUGCCAGAUGCACCUGGUGGGCAGGAGUCCAAAUCACUACCUCCCACUCCAGCUACCCCGGAUACGCUUCCGGUUACGGAAGAUGCAUCCCGCAUACCCAACUUUCAUGGGAAUGAUACGGAGUAUCCUCCACCGGACAGUGAUAAGCCUUCUCUCACGCAGGCGGACCUCCUGCUGGCUCUGCCAAGCGUACGCCCGUCAGCGCUGCGGUCGUUGUACCUCCCCGGGACAGAGACUCCAGUCCGCUAUAGUGACAUUGGCGGGCUUUCGGAUGUCGUCCAAAAGCUACGCGAGUGUGUCGAGUGGCCCUUACAGCAUCCGGAUGCUUUCGUGCGGUUGGGCGUCCGUGCGCCUCGAGGUGUCCUGCUUUAUGGCCCGCCUGGAUGUAGCAAGACGAUGCUGGUCAGGGCCCUCGCUUGCGAAAGCGGCGUUAACUUCGUUUCUGUCAAGGGACCUGAACUUCUGAACAAAUUCGUCGGCGAAUCCGAACGAUCUGUCAGGGAAAUAUUCCGCAAAGCGAGGGGCGUAGCGCCUUGCAUCCUCUUUUUCGAUGAGAUCGAUGCCUUAGCGACAUCGCGAUCAACCAACACAUCUUCAGUGACCGAAGGCGUCCUCACCUCCUUGCUGACGGAAAUGGAUGGCGUACAAGAGAUGGGUUUGGGCGUGACCGUCGUCGCUGCAACGAAUCUGCCUGACGCUAUCGAUUCUGCGCUCAUGCGCCCCGGACGUUUGGACCGCCUCAUCUAUGUUGGACCACCUGAUAGAAAUGGGCGCGAAGAGAUCCUCCGUAUUCGUAUGCGAAACAUGAGUGUUGGUCCCGACGUCUUGGACCGACUUUCCGAGUUGGCAGCCGCUACCGAUGGUUGUUCCGGCGCCGAGCUCGUCGCGCUCUGUCAAGAAGCCGCGCUUAUGACGAUGAAAGAGAACAUUGAAGCUCCAUAUGUUCCUUUCAGAGCAUUUCUCGCAGCCGCCCAGGCGUCGAGGAGACAGAUCACACCCGAUAUAGUGCAAAAAUACGAGAGAUGGGGAACGUUGCUCUAG